Molecule: messenger RNA, 2390 nt
Organism: Aspergillus aculeatus ATCC 16872
Lineage: Eukaryota; Fungi; Ascomycota; Eurotiomycetes; Eurotiales; Aspergillaceae
Exons: 1
Coding region: 193-2313 (706 amino acids)
Source: RefSeq, a predicted model, not a curated record
AUGGAAACCUUUUGUCGAUGCCUAAUUUCUGCUAUAAAUGGACACCGGGGUUGGUCGAGCGACAGCAACAAGCAGUCACCGCCGCAAACACAACCCCGCUCACUCCAACAUAGAUAGGUUACCAGGGUGGCCAGUCUCGAUCAAAAUUCCAGUCUCGAUCUAGAUCCAGACCAGAUCAAGAGACAAGCAGCCAUGCGCCUAUACACGCGCGGUGACACAAGAUUCCAUCCCACACGAAAAGCCCCUCAGCCUCCCAGUACGAAGACGGACGUGGAGUCCCAGAGCAAACAGCUUGAGGCCAAGAGAAAAAGCCUGUACCAGAAAGUCGAUACCACUGGCGUCCUGACACUGUUCCUCGGUCCGCCAGUGCUUCUACUGGCAGUCACAUUUCUAGUUCUCUUCUGGUGGGAGUCGAUGAAGGCAAUCAACGGAGGGGACCCCGAGGUCUACUGGUUCCGCAUAGUGGAUGCAGACUGGGCGACUCGACUGAUUACAAUAUGCACCACUGCCAUCCGGACCGUAGUGUCUUUCCAGGCAGGUCUCGCUACCGCAAUGGUGGCGGGCGUUGUUCUGGAGACGAAAGGGAUCCCCCUCCUCCAGGGACCACUAUACUCCAUCCUGCGCGCGGUCAAGGCGGCCCCCAGCAGCCUGUUCACGGCGACCGAUUUCCGGCCUCAUCUCCCACCGUUCGUCUCUACCCUCGUCGUCGCCGAGGUGCUGGUGACCGCCGCCUCCCAGUUCCUCUCCACCAUCUACCUGUCAGAUUUUACCAGCAGCACGUUCACCCAGAGCAAUAACUCGACGAAUGUCAGCCUUCUUGACACCGAAUAUAAUACGGCCAGCGGCUGGUGGACGAUGCGACCCGCGGCAAGCUGGACAUUCGCCGAGCUGUCGGAGCCGUUCAAAGAGGGAUCCAAUUUCCACGACACCGGACACACCUACCGGGCUCUCCUCCCCUUCGAGGAGGAGGAGCAACGGACAAAGCUGCGUAGGUACCAGGGCCCUGCGCCCGUCAUGGAUCAGCGGGUGAUCUGCGCGGCGCCGCCUCUGGUGAACAUGCGCCUCGACGCGACCGACCAGGACGAGAUACGCAUCUCUGGACAGAUCCCGAUGCAGAACCUGUCCUACCCAUUGUCCUUAGGCCAGGACUCUUAUGGGCCUGCGAACUUCACCUGCAAACUGCCCAGCCCGCUCGUCUGGACGAUUGACACGGUGGGGCAAAGCAGCAUGUGCAUCGCCACCCAGCAACGCAACUGGACGAUCUUCUCCACGGAAGAUCCCCUCGUCCAGCCAAAUGGGUAUGCCACUGCGUCCGUGAUGUACCUGGUCCUGGAUAUCGUGUCGAUGGCCUCGGUCAUCCGCGCCGGUUCGCAGAAUGUCGCUGCGCGGGUCGCAGGCAACGACGGGCCCUGGGCGAUCGUGACCCAUGGGAACGACACGAGGACGCUGCGGGCCUCCGCCUGCUUGAUCAACGUGGCUGUCCAGACCAUCGUCGUGGGACUGAACAGCUCCUCGGACAACUCGGAGCCGACGAUCAGCUGGGACCGGGCCACCAACAGCUACAACACGGAAGCCGCACGACGCCAGCUGGGCGCAUCGCGCACCCGCGAGAGCUUAACCAGCCGGGGGGUGCUCAGCCUCGAGCCCCGGUCCCAAUGGGGCACCGUUCUGCCCCUCAACGAUUCGGCCUCGGGGGACACGGACCUGCCGGCGUUUUUUCUGGCCGUGGACGUUAGCCUGCCGACCCUGCUGAUGUCUACCGCCAAUUACACCUACAGCCCGGGCGUGCUGCUGGCCGAGGACGGCACGGGGUUCUACAGCGGGAGCGCCGAGAACACUCACGUCGAGAUGUUCCAGGAUACGCUCAACACGACAGCGAGCCCCGCGCUGGCCGUCCAGGUCGUGCUGGCCCGGAUUUUCCAGAUGGCCUACUACGAGCAGCUGGUCAAGAUGGCCGGCACCGCCACCGUGUCGACCGGCUUCUCCGUCUCCUCCUCCAUCCCCUCGCAAUGGACCGGCUUCAUCAUCGGCACUACGCUCAUCGCGGCCCACGUCGUCAUCGUCACGAUCAUCACCGUGCAGUUCGCGCGACAUACGAAAAGUACGAUCAUCGGGAACUACUGGCAAACGGUCUCCCAGGUCGUCUCCAACGAAACGCGCCCGAUCCUGGAACAGGCGGAUACGAUGGACGAUGCAGAGGUCAAGCGCUGGGCGAAGCGCAACCUUCAAAACCUCAAGGCUCGCCGCGCCGUGCGAGACCAGCUUGAUGGGCGGACUGCCCUGGACGUUUUGGAGGUGAUACGCAAAUAUUGACCGAUGUAUAUGUCUGGAAGUGAAUUGCAACUUACUGAAAUCGAGUGUCGUCAUGUAUAGAUGACCCUGUAUUCCAU